Messenger RNA from Rhodotorula graminis WP1, 1083 nucleotides. RefSeq lists its product as uncharacterized. Lineage: Eukaryota; Fungi; Basidiomycota; Microbotryomycetes; Sporidiobolales; Sporidiobolaceae. Bases 36 to 1052 code for a protein of 338 amino acids. The record is from RefSeq and is a predicted model, not a curated record. The transcript has 6 exons.
UCAAGUUCAAGGAGGUCCAGGGCGUCGACUUCAACAUGGACGUCUACCUCCCGUCCGAGGACCAGCUGCGCAAGUCGGGGAGGAAACGCGCGCCCGUCCUCGUCUACUACCACGGUGGAGGACUGUGCGUCGGCGACCGAGGCUGGAACGACUGGGUCGGCAAAUGGAUGUUCUAUGGCGCCGUCGAAGCAGGAAUCGCCGUCAUUUCGUGCGACUACACGCUCCUCGGCCCGCACUCGGGCGAGCACAUCAUCGACGACGUCAAGGAUGCCCUCAUCUUCAUCCGCGACGAGCUCAAUCACAAGCUCGACAAGCACGAGUCGACCGUGCGCGUCGACCCGAAGAACGUCGCAGUCUCCGGAGCGUCAGGAGGCGGUCUCGUGGCGUACUACGCUGGCAUUCACUCGCCGUACCCGCUCAAGGCCGUUCUCGCCAUGUAUGGCGGCGGCGGCGACCUCCUGUCCGACUGGUACCUCCAGGAGAAGAAGGCUCCCUUCUUUCCCGGCAUGUCUCUCCUCCCUUCCUCGGCCCCGUUCGACGCCAUCCUCGACCGAGAUCCUCGUUCGACGCCGCCGACGAUCAGCGUCCCACCCGGCAGCACCGACCCGGCCCUGUCGUCCCGCCACCUCCUCUUCGUCUGGCUCCUCCAGAGCGCGACCCUCGUCGACGCGCUCUCUGGCGUGCGCGGCGCCUCGGCCGCCCUGCGCGCACUCCCCGAGAAGGGCGACGCUCGCGCACACGCCGCAGCCGAGAACCCGCACGGCAAGCGCACGCUGCCGCAGCUCGGCGUGACGGCGUCCUUCCCGCCGACCUUUUUCGCGCACGGCACGGCCGACGAGAUCGUCCCCCUCGCCGAGUCGCGCCACCUGUCGCGCGUGCUCGAGCGCGUCGGCGUCGAGUGCGUCUUGUGGGAGGUCGAGGGCGGCGGGCAUGGGUUCGACACGGAGGGUGGGUGGGCGUCGAGCCCGGGCGCGAGCGACCCGGAGCUGACGCGCAAGAAGGACGAGGGGCUUAAGAGGAUCGUGCCCUGGCUCGUAGACCACUUUGACUAGACGUUGCUAUCGAUCGCGCUCUCGCAGAGUC